GGCCUCACUACAUAUACUGAGCCCGAUGCAGGCCGCCGGGUCACCGAGAGCAGGGCAGACACAGAUCGAUCUAUUCUUCCCCUCCAAACAAGAAACAGAUUGAUCUUGAGUCCUGACCAUGGCGAUAGGGAUGGAAGCGCGUUACAGCGACGAGGAGAUCAGGGCCAUGGUACACCGCGGCAUAGUCGACCCGGACGAGGAGGAUGAGUCCCUGAAGGCCCAGCAGCGGGCGGUGCGGAGAACGCUGCAGGCCCCGACGGCGUUCCCCACGAUCGCGCAGCUGGUCUGGGUUGACUACGUCGAGGGCACCGCCGUCGUGCUCGCCGACGACAUGGCGGGGAACGGAGACAAUCUCAGGAACGGCGCUCGCGUGUUCGCCGGGAGGAGGCUCGGCGCCUGCUGCGAGGAGGAGGCGGCGCUGGUGGCCAAGCUGCGGCGGCAGGCCGCGAGGUGCGAGGAGCGGCGCGCGCAGGCGCAGGCCCUGGCGGCGGACGCGCGGCGGCUGCGGGACAAGUACCUGAGGGCGGCCUCGGGGAUCUCGGUGGGGAACAAGGACGGCGGCGAGGCCCUCCGCGCGGCGACGGCGGAGUUCCGGGAGCACGUGGCCAGGGAGAUGGAGGACGACGGGGUGUCCGUGGCUGAUAUGGCGAGGCCGGAGGCGAUAGACGCGGCGGCGAGGGCCGGGCAGGGCAUCGGCCAGCGGUUCGUGGAGGAGGUCCUGUCGGGGCUGUCGCAGAGGCUCAGGCGGCACGCGCUGGAUUACGGUGCCCGGGACAAGGCGCUCAAGGAGGCUCUCUGCCGGCGCGCCGCGGAGAUGGAGGAGAUGUGCGCGGAUCCGGAGAAGCUCGUGGAGAGGAUGCUGGCGUCGAGCGUCUGGAGGUCAGCGCUGGUGACGCGAGAGGGGGCGAGGUGGUCCAAGCUCGAUGGCGUGAAGGGCGGGAAUGAUGCUGGAUUUGGAAGAACAAUGGUGGAUGCUGAGGUCGACGCAGACGCCGGCCCACAACUCGCGUCGUUGGGCUAAUCGGCGACCUCGGCGCCCAGUCCGCCGCUCAGCCCAGUCCUACCUCGUCGGCCGGCUCCUCCCCACUGUUGUGAUAUUCCCCUCGCCAGCAGCUCGUGUGGAAUUAGCUGCCACAGUGUGGCGAUCGCCGGUAAACCAGCUCAGAGCUGAGACUACUCUAUUCUUGAAAUUAAGAGAGCUACAGAGACAUAAACUUCCACUGAUUUUACUUGUGAGCAUGUUGUAAGGUAUGCUAUGCUAACUCUUGUUUAACGUUGACGAAAUUCUGAGGAUAAUAAAACUUGAAGUUAAUUUUGUUUCGGUGAGAACUUGUUUACUUGUAUUCCAAACGCUGCAGGUUAGGAGGUUGGACAAAAGUACUUUGUGUAUGGUUCAAGAUUCAAAGCCCACUGGACUAUCAGAUUCUCGUGACAGAUACUCAAGCAAGAAUGUGCAAAUACUAACUUAUAGGAUAUUGGGCAAUUUUGCAGGCAGUCAUUGUUUCAAAUGGAGAGAAGUGUUGCCGAAGGAGGAAUGAUGAGUCUGAAAGGGCUUGCAUAGUUACAAUCAUGUGUAUACCUUUUGUCUUCUGUUGUUGUAGUGCUUGAGCAGUUACGUGAGGCAUGCGUUUUACUUGUACUCGUUGCUGCUGUGAAAAAAAUAUUGUCUCACUCCAUUAUGCUCCCGGAUUGCUCAAUUUGACCUCUAUAGUGAUGCUUGAAUUUUUUUGUU
Messenger RNA from Brachypodium distachyon (stiff brome), 1732 nucleotides. RefSeq lists its product as uncharacterized. The transcript is spliced from 5 exons. Lineage: Eukaryota; Viridiplantae; Streptophyta; Magnoliopsida; Poales; Poaceae. Bases 119 to 1021 code for a protein of 300 amino acids. The record is from RefSeq and is a predicted model, not a curated record.